Molecule: messenger RNA, 430 nt
Organism: Aspergillus alliaceus
Lineage: Eukaryota; Fungi; Ascomycota; Eurotiomycetes; Eurotiales; Aspergillaceae
Exons: 1
Coding region: 106-345 (79 amino acids)
Source: RefSeq, a predicted model, not a curated record
CGUCUCUCAACCAGUUUCUUACUUGCUAUCCAGAAUCAGGUCACCACCUACGGGGUACCACUUUGACAAAGAACAUAGGCUUCUAGAACCUCCACUUACCCAAUCAUGAAUCUACUCACCGCCCUAUCUAUAGUUAUACAUGCCACAACAUCUGUCCAUCACGUUGGUUCCCGGCAUACUCAUUCCUGGAUUCCCGUAAGCCACCACAGAAUAAGGUUCCUAUAUGGCACCCACAGCACACGAUGCCCCCGAAUUUACCCUUCUUUUUUCUCAUUUAUUUGGCAAAAAGGAAAAAAGGGGAAAGGGGAAAUGGAAAAAGAAAUUGAAGAGGAAAGCGUUAUAUGAAACUUCACACUGCACAGUCACAGAGCUUUUACCGCAUCAAAGCAAAAGGAAAUCACUCCGUCCCGGAUACGAAGCAGGAUAGAGA